CCCUACAGGCCUGGCGGGAAGCUGGAGGAGGGGGGGGGGUCUUUGGUGCCAGAAAAGAUGACUGAGCACUCUGAGGGCCCCGAAAAAGAGCAGUCCCUGACUCUUCCCCACCGCAGUGUGGUCUCCAGGUGUGCGGGGAAAGGCCAGGAACCCCAAGACACCCAGGGGCCAGAGCUAACCGACGCAGAGAGUGGACGAAGGAGAGGCUGUAACCACCUGACUCCGGCCCCCAGCCCCAAUGGGAAUGUGGGAGUUCGCCAGGGACCCAGGAGCCCCCUCCCUGCUCGUCAUCUCUCCAGGCCUCCCAGCAGCGCGCGAGGGCCGACAGACGGAGCAGGAAACCUGUGCUCCGCUGAGACUCGAGGGCUCAUCGCAAGGGCUCUGCUCACGGAGGUCACCGCCGCCGCCGCCAUGGCCUCGGUCAGCAUCAACGCGCUGCCCGAGAACAUCCUGCUGGAGCUCUUCCUGUGCUUGCCCGCCCGCCAGCUGCUGCUGCACUGUCGCCCCGUCUGCAGCCUCUGGCGGGACCUCAUCGACCUCGGGACACUCUGGAAGCGCAAGUGCCUGCGCGAGGGCUUCAUCACCGAGGACUGGGCCCAGCCUGUGGCCGACUGGAAGGUCUUCUACUUCCUGUGCAGCCUCCGCAGGAACCUCCUGCACAACCCCUGUGCUGAAGAGGGGUUUGAGUUCUGGAGCCUGGACGUGAACGGCGGGGAUGAGUGGAAGGUGGAGGACCUGUCCCGGGAGCAGAGGAAGGAGUUCCCCAGUGACCAGGUCAAGAAAUACUUCGUGACUUCCUAUUACACCUGCCUCAAGUCCCAGGUGGUGGACCUCAAGGCCAAAGGGUACUGGGAGGAGCUCAUGGACACCACGCGGCCCGACAUUGAAGUCAAGGACUGGUUUGCAGCCAGGCCGGACUGCGGGUCAAAGUACCAGCUGUGCGUCCAGCUGCUGUCCUCCGCGCACACACCUCUAGGGACCUUCCAGCCGGACCCAGCGACGAUCCAGCGGAAGAGUGAUGCCAAGUGGAGAGAGGUCUCCCACACAUUCUCCAACUACCCGCCCGGCGUCCGCUACAUUUGGUUCCAGCACGGCGGCGUGGACACUCACUACUGGGCCGGCUGGUACGGCCCAAGGGUCACCAACAGCAGCAUCACCAUCGGGCCCGCAUGGCCCUAACACCCCCCCCAAAACCCUCAGCCACAGAACCCUAAUGGGUAAACUGCUCCCCGAGAAGGGCUGGGCCUGGGAAGGGAAGGGGGCAUGCAAGCCAGGCGUCCCCAGACUUUGACCCCAGCCGCCCCUUCCUCGGUGGCCAUGCAGCAGGGCAGCUCCUUACUGAUUCCGACCUGAAGGAUCGCAGGGCAGGCCUGGGGGCCCUCUAGACAUGGAGCAUCUGAGCUUAGGGGAGUGCAGGGGGUCCCCCAGGCUCUGAGAGGGGGGCUCCAAGCUCAACACCAGCCCUGAUCUGUGCCCUUACCUACACACACACAGAGCCCAUUUGCAGGGUGUUCUUUGGGCACCCUCAGAGCAGGGACAAGUAAGGCAUCAGUGUGACUACCUUUGACAGUGCAGAUGUUGGGGGGUGGGUCUGCAGCCAGACAGAUGUGGGAGGGAGGAGAGCUCUCUGAUGGUCCCCAUCCCGUUCUGCAGCUCAUAAGUGUCCCCCACCCCUCUGCCUUCCCAGAAGACGUGGCUGCGGCCUGGUCUAUGAAGAACAGGGUAGACCGGAAGUGGUGGUGUCCAGAGGGGGUGGACGGUCCCAAAGCUAGAUGGGCACCAGGUGGGGGGUGGGCUCUCUGGAGGGAAUCUGGGCUCAGGACUGGGCCACGACUCUGAGGGUUGGGAUGUGGGAGCCCAGGGUGAAUAGGGUGGAGCAUUUUCCAGGGCCACCUGCGCACUUCCAUUCCCUGGCCAAGGCCCCCUGCUCCAGAAGUGCCAUGCCCAGGGUUUCCAACCAUGUUUCUGCCUCCCUCCUGCUUGAAGGACCAAAACCUACUGCAUGCAGUCAAAUAAAGGCAUUCCCAGCCCUGCUGUCCCUGUGGCACAGGCAGGGGUCGGGCCUGUGGCUACAAAGUGUGGCUUCUGUCCAGAGAGGGCCUGACAUUUCAGGGGCCUGGUCCCCGAGCCUGGUCUCGGAGGCUGGUCACAGCAAGGUCCCUCAGCCAUGUGCAGACACCUCCCUGAACCCCUCAGUACACCUCCCGCUGAUUGGGCAGUGCCACCUGGGCUCCACUUGCGCUGCCACUCUCUACCAAGUGCUUUACUGAACCUGGAUGCAGCUGAAGCAUUUAGAAUGCCCCCUUUGCAUAUAGUAGGUGCUCAAUAAAUGCUCAAAUGUCACAAUCUCAACCGUGACUUAGAUUAGGGCCCUGUCAGGGUAGGCAGGGGCCACCACCCACCAGAUGGAAAAAGUCAAUCUUCCAUAGAGAAGAAGGAGCCCUGAAUGCGACAGGGCCAGCCCCCUUGUGCAGGGCUCAGCCUGGACAACCCUUGGUGGUCUCCUGAGAAUGCUUCCCAAUCCUUGUAGAAUGAAGGAAUUCAAGCAGAGUCCAGAGCAAACCUGAAAGAGGUUUUUACCGGCUCUGUGGUCGCCUGGGGCUCUCGGGGAUGGAUCUGUGAGUGGUUCCACAGCCGGAGACUGGCCCACCUCUGUCUGCGGAGGGGGGGAAGAGAUCAGGUAAAAGGAGAGCCCAGGCGCCGAUCCCA
Messenger RNA from Fukomys damarensis (Damara mole-rat), 2709 nucleotides. Its product is annotated as F-box only protein 44. Gene Ontology annotation, biological process: SCF-dependent proteasomal ubiquitin-dependent protein catabolic process; glycoprotein catabolic process. Bases 58 to 1179 code for a protein of 373 amino acids. Gene Ontology annotation, molecular function: ubiquitin protein ligase activity; protein binding. Gene Ontology annotation, cellular component: cytoplasm; SCF ubiquitin ligase complex. Lineage: Eukaryota; Metazoa; Chordata; Mammalia; Rodentia; Bathyergidae. The record is from RefSeq and is a predicted model, not a curated record. The transcript is spliced from 6 exons.